This is a messenger RNA of Leguminivora glycinivorella, 1162 nucleotides long. Its product is annotated as U11/U12 small nuclear ribonucleoprotein 35 kDa protein-like. Gene Ontology annotation, biological process: mRNA splicing, via spliceosome. Gene Ontology annotation, cellular component: U12-type spliceosomal complex; precatalytic spliceosome. The transcript is spliced from 3 exons. NCBI's taxonomy places the organism in Eukaryota, Metazoa, Arthropoda, Insecta, Lepidoptera, Tortricidae. The record is from RefSeq and is a predicted model, not a curated record. Bases 76 to 609 code for a protein of 177 amino acids. Gene Ontology annotation, molecular function: mRNA binding; snRNA binding.
AGCUUUGUUUACAAUUUAAAUGACUAUAUAAUAUCAUUGUUUCUUAUCAUAAAAAGUAAUAAUAUACAAAACGAAAUGUCUCGUGAAGAAGAUAAGUUCCAGCGAUAUGCUACAGAGUACGAUCCAGUCAAAAUCGGCUCAAUCGAUGGUACGGACACAAUACCACAUGACCGAGCCAUCCUCUUUGCACUUGACUCAGAAUACGUUCCCAACAAGUCUGUACGAGGAGACGCAAGGCACACCAUAUUCGUAGCUCGGCUGCAUCCUAGAACAACUCAGGAGACCCUAAUAUCAGAGUUCUCCGACUGUGGCAAAAUCGUCCGCUGCCGUCUCGUCAAGGACAUAGUGACGGGCAAGUCCAAGCAGUACGCAUUCAUCGAGUUCGAACGCAGCGCCGACGUCGACCGGGCUCUACAGAAACAUAAAGAAUACAUCGACAACACGGAAGUUGUAGUCGAGAGAGAGGUGGAGAGAGUCAUGAAGGGAUGGAAGCCUAGGAGACUAGGGGGAGGGUUUGGGGGGAAUAAGGACUCUGGACAGCUCAGGUUCGGGUGUAGGGACAGGCCUUUUAAGAGGCCUAUUAAGGUUAGAGACGACAUAAGGGAUUGAAAAGGAUGAGCAAGACAUACUUAUGGGCAAGUCCAAGCAGUACGCAUUCAUCGAUUUCGGAAGACGGUUUACGGAAGUUGUAGUCGAGAGAGAGGUGGAGAGAGUCAUGAAGGGAUGGAAGCCUAGGAGACGAGAGGGAGGGUUCGGGGGGAAUAAGGAGCCUGGACAGCUCAGGUUCGGGUGUAGGGACAGGCCUUUAAGAGGACUAUUAAGGUUGGAGACGACAUAAGGGAUUGAAAAGGAUGAGCAAGACAUACUUACGGGCAAGUCCAAGCAGUACGCAUUCAUCGAUUUCGAAAGACGGUUUACGGAAGUUGUAGUCGAGAGAGAGGUGGAAAGAGUCAUGAAGGGAUGGAAGCCUAGAGACUGAGAGGGAGGGUUCGGGGGGAAUAAGGAGUCUGGGCAGCUCAGGUUCGGGUAUACUUUUAAAAGGCCUAUUAAGGUUGCACAGGACAGGAGGGAUUGAAAAGUAUUGGGACUGCCAGAGGACAAGUUCAGGUCAGACAGGAGUCACAGGAGAGGACAGUUUCGACAGUCGUACUUUGUGCAGCAA